AUGGCCGAGACAGAGCCUGCCGCGACGGGAACGACCUCGUCCAAGAAUGCGCCGGUCAUCAAGAUCUACAUGCCCACGUACAUUAUGGCGCCGACCGACGACGAAAAGUUUCGUCGGCGCAAGGUGUCUGGCAUCGUCGCCGAGUGUCUCCAGCGCGAGCUCGAUGCGAAAGAGUACGACGAAGAGGACGCCAAGCAGUGGUCGACAGCGAUUGCCGAUGCCGUCAAGAACCGCAUCCGAGCCGAGUGCGCCUUUCCGCGCUACAAGAUCAUUGUGCAAGCUUUUGUGGGGCAGCAAAAGCUCCAGGACGUCCGCAUUGCGUCGCGCUGUCUCUGGGACAACGACUACGACAACCACGCGUCCGCCGAGUUUCACAAUGAGACGAUCUGGGCCACGUGCAUUGUGUUUGGUCUCUACUCGGACUAG
Messenger RNA from Saprolegnia diclina VS20, 426 nucleotides. RefSeq lists its product as hypothetical. Gene Ontology annotation, cellular component: cytoplasm; cytoplasmic dynein complex. The record is from RefSeq and is a predicted model, not a curated record. The transcript has 4 exons. Gene Ontology annotation, molecular function: dynein intermediate chain binding. NCBI's taxonomy places the organism in Eukaryota, Oomycota, Saprolegniomycetes, Saprolegniales, Saprolegniaceae. Gene Ontology annotation, biological process: microtubule-based movement. Bases 1 to 426 code for a protein of 141 amino acids.